Soboliphyme baturini is the source of this 501-nucleotide messenger RNA. NCBI's taxonomy places the organism in Eukaryota, Metazoa, Nematoda, Enoplea, Dioctophymatida, Soboliphymatidae. The record is from the annotation of a GenBank genome assembly.
AUGUUCAUGGUGUCAAAAAUAAUCACUACCAUCUGUGUUCCUCCUCAUAGAUUCGGGGAAGAUUUUGAGGAUGUCAUCGAGGACCUGUUUAACGAAAAAUUUGCUAAUAAGGUAAUUCUCAAUGUUGGUCUUUGCAUACGUUUGUUCGACAUCUAUGAAAGGUCUGUCGCUUACGUUUUUCCAGGUGAUGGUGCAGCAGUGACAAGAGUGUCCAUUAUUUUCUUCGACAACAUCUUUAUUCCCGCUGAGAAACUUCCCAAUCCUUCGAGGUUUCGAGAAAGGGAGCAGCUCUGGAUUUGGGAUUAUCCGACUGAUGAUGGAUCAGUGGAACUUUUCAUGGAACCCGGUAACGAGGUGAGGUUUAGAGUAAUGGAAGAAAAAUUCACCGAUGUUGGACUGAACUCAACCGCUAGUGAUGACAACCCGGUAGAGCGAGAAUCGCCCUAUGAAAUAACUGGCUCCAUUGGUGAAGCAGGCCUGGGCUGCAUUUCUUGGUGGUAG